Messenger RNA from Eutrema salsugineum, 894 nucleotides. RefSeq names its product mitogen-activated protein kinase kinase 10-like. Gene Ontology annotation, molecular function: ATP binding; protein kinase activity. The record is from RefSeq and is a predicted model, not a curated record. Lineage: Eukaryota; Viridiplantae; Streptophyta; Magnoliopsida; Brassicales; Brassicaceae. Gene Ontology annotation, biological process: protein phosphorylation.
AUGGAGAGAUCUAUGUCUUUUGAUCAAAAUCGAUUCUCAAGCCCGGUCGUUGUCUCUUGCAACGGCCUCGAGAUCACCAACAAGAAAUUGUACAACAAAAUCAUUCUCCAUCUACGAAAGAAGAUGGCUAAGAAAAAUCCGAGAUUUACUCGACCGCCUUUUAAAAACAUGAACAAGGAGAAAAAGAAGAAGAGUAUCGUAGAGAUAACCAAAGAAUCUUCAACCGCCGUUCUCAAAUCUUCCGCCGCCGCCGCCUUAACCAACGACGGAGGAGUAAGAAAUUUGUCGUCGUGGGUCAAAACUCAAUUACUUGGAAGAGGCACUUACGGUUCUGUUUAUCUAGCUACAAGUGUAAACGACAAAGACAAAACAGAGAGAGCGAUCAAAAGUGCAGAGCUUUCACGAGCUUCUAGACUCAGAUACAUCCACGAUCAAAACAUCAUCCAUUGCGACAUUAAACCGGAGAAUCUCUUUCUCUGCCCUACCGAUCACCGGUUAAGAGCUAAUGGUAAUUUGACCAAGAUUGGAGAUUUCGGUUUAGCUAUGGAGAAAGGGUCGAUAGAGUACGGUGACGGAACCGGUCAUAGGAGAGGCACUGCGAGGUAUGUGGCUCCAGAGACUAUGAGCCAUGGGAUUGUGGACUUUGGAACAGAUGUGUGGGCUUUUGGGUGUACGGUUUUGGAGAUGUUAACCGGAGAAUUGAUUUGGGGAGAACAUGGUGAUCUUGGUUUCGAUGAUUGGGUCGAUCUCAUCGGUCACAGUGAUUGCCUUCCUCGUAUACCGGGUUGGUUGUCUAAAGAAGCAAUAGAUUUUUUGAGCAGAUGCUUGGAGAGAGACGUACACAAGAGGUGGUCUAGCCAUUCACUCACGAAUCAUCCCUUUGUUAGGCUGUGA